CGGCCCCAGCGAUGCUGGCCUGGUGGCCCGGCGUGGCAGAGAGGGCAGCGGGGAGGCGCCGGCCCUGGAGAUGGCCGUGAACUCCAUCUACUACUCGAGAGAUGAAGUGAAUGCCUUCUGGGUGACGGUGCAACGGACUGAGGCCGCGGAGCGAUGCGAGCUGCGCGGCGCCUACGUGCUCAAGGCUGAGCGUGACAGCCUCGUCCUGAAGGACCCACGGACAAAUGAGAUCCUCUAUGUCUGGCCCUACCGGCUGCUCCGGAGAUACGGCCGGGACAAGGUGAUGUUCUCCUUUGAAGCUGGCAGGCGCUGCGACUCCGGCCCAGGGAACUUCACCUUUGAGACCAAGCAGGGCAACGAGAUCUUCCGCCUGGUGGAAGCCUCCAUCCGGGAGCAGAAAGCACAGGUGGAGGAGAACCGGCAAAGCUGUGACUCGCUGGAUUCGGACAGCCCCAGCAUGGUGCUGAUCCGCCAGGCCCUGGCUGACUCCCUGAGCCUGGAGCUGCCUGCGGAAGGGGAUGACACCCUGGCACCCAAAGCAGGGCUGGCGCCCAGGCCCAGUGCAGCGGCAGAGGAGAGAGAUGCCACGUCUCUGCUGAAAACCCGGACUCUGCCAGAGCUGCCUGUGCCACAGGCCAAGCCCGCGGUCCCGAGCACACCCCCACGCUCCCCUCUGCCAAAGGUGCCCUGCGCCGUGCUGCCAGCCGAGGACCCGUCUAGUGUGUACUCAGAGCCCCUGGACUCAGUGAAGGGCUUCCGGCCCUGGUUGGACCCACUAUACUCGGACCCCAUAGACAGCAAGCCCACGAGCGGGGCCAAGGCACCCAGCGGUGCCUUGGAUGAGACGAAGCUCCGGUUGCCGGUGCUGCUGUACUCAGGCAUGUAUGAGCAGGUCCGGGCUGAGGGAUGCAGCCAGGCCCCCACGGUGCCUGGGCAGAGGGAACACAUCUACGACGAGCCCGAGGGUCGUGCUCCCCGCUCGCUGCCCCCCCCCACCUGCAUCUAUGAUGAAGCGCGGCCCACGGGCGAGGCCUGGCGCACCCAGGGCCAUGACGGCAGGGGUGGCUAUGAGUAUCCCUACAACCCCAGCACUGAUGACUACUCGGUACCUGCCUUCCAGGCCAAGGCCAAGGGCCCCAAGCCUGUGCCUGCCCCCAAGCCCCAGGCAGCCUUUAUCCCUAAAGGUGCUGAGAAGAGUGGGGACCCUGGCAGGCGGCGGGGGAACACUGCCCCUGAGAAGGCGGUCAUCAAACCCAGCCUCAACAGCAGCAACAACAACAAUGUGGAGGUGCUGUACAGCCAGGUGGUGAAGCCCCAGCACGUGCAGAAGAAGGAGCAGUCUGUGGAUGAGUGCAGCUUGUCGCCUGUCUACGAGGACUUAGGAGAGAUAUAGUGUGCUGCUGCUCCAUACCUGCCUGGGAGGGACUGGGGGGCCCAGGCCCAUUUGUGAGCGGUGCUGGCUGCUGUCCUCCACGGGUCCUGAGGGUGGCUUGGGGCUGGGGACUGUUCUGGGUCGGGCAGAGCCCUGCUUGCUCACCAGCGCUGAGGGGUUGCAUUUUCCUGGGGGCCCUUUCCACAGCAAGAGCAAGAGAGCUGUGGCUGGUGCAGGUGCCGGCGAGCUUCUCUGGCUCUGGAGCUGGCUCCACUGCCACCUCCUGAUCACAGGAGGGCUGGCUGU
Aptenodytes forsteri (emperor penguin) is the source of this 1678-nucleotide messenger RNA. It is a transcript of the gene DOK1, whose product is annotated as docking protein 1. Gene Ontology annotation, biological process: cell surface receptor protein tyrosine kinase signaling pathway; positive regulation of MAPK cascade. Gene Ontology annotation, cellular component: cytoplasm. The record is from RefSeq and is a predicted model, not a curated record. The transcript is spliced from 3 exons. NCBI's taxonomy places the organism in Eukaryota, Metazoa, Chordata, Aves, Sphenisciformes, Spheniscidae. The coding region runs from base 71 to 1393 and encodes 440 amino acids.